UAUUUUUUCAAGAUGGCCGCGCCCAUGUUUUAAGAAAAAUCUGAAACUUUCUAUUUUGUGAUUAAAAUUGUCAUUGUAAGGCAAUUUUUUAAAGCAUUUGGUGAUAGAAUAGUAUUUUUACUCUUGCAAUGUGACUCCAUAAUCCUUUCAUUAGAACCAUCUUGAGGUAAAAUGUCAACUAUUCUGGGAAAAGCUGUGUUUUAUCCGACACUUUUCUACAAUGUGGUGAUGGAAAAGAUAUCAUCUAGGUGCUGGUUUAAUAGGAUAGAUGACACUGUUGUCCUAGGGGCUCUGCCUUUCAAGAAGAUGAUACCACAGCUGGUUAAUGGAGAAGACAUAAGGGGUGUGGUGACAUUGACAGAAGAUUAUGAAAUGCCAGAAAGAUUUGUACCCACAUUUGAGGAUUGGAAACAGGCUGGUGUUGAUCAACUCAAAAUAAGCACCAAAGAUUUUGUAUCUUCUCCCAACCAAUCAGAACUGCGACAAGGUGUGGAGUUCAUUUUACGAUUUGUUGACAAUGGGGGUAGUGUCUAUGUACAUUGUAAAGCGGGUAGAAGUCGUAGUGCAACUUUGGUGGGUUGUUAUUUAAUGUCGCAAAUGAAAUGGACUCCAGAACAAGCCAUAGGAUUUAUCAAACACAAACGACCACAUGUUGUCAUACGAACUGCACAAUGGAGAGAACUAAGGACCUAUUACCAAGAUAAUAUUACACCUAAACAAUGAGUUCCAUAUUAUGGUGAAUAUGUCUCCUUCUAAGAAUGAUGAAUUCCUUGAAUGGUGGACCGCUAGUGAAUAUAGUAAUUCAAAAAUAAAAAAUAAAUUAUCAAUGAAUUUGUGAUAAAUCUAUGGUGUCAGUAGGUUAACACAACAGCUAAUGCCGUAAGGAAAGUUGGAAA
Molecule: messenger RNA, 896 nt
Organism: Owenia fusiformis
Lineage: Eukaryota; Metazoa; Annelida; Polychaeta; Sabellida; Oweniidae
Source: the annotation of a GenBank genome assembly